ACCUCCAAGCUCGGCCGGAAACUCCGCUCCAUUUACAAACUCGGCCCUCAGGCUGAGGGUUUUUUUUCCCAGCCAGUGUGCAGCAGAAUUAAAGGUUUGCGAGCAUGUUAUGGCCGCUUACCGUCCGUUAGUCCUUUAGGUUAAACCAUUAUUCCAGUUAUUCCAGUACAGAGCGAGUUUUUCCCCCGUGUCUGCGGUGCAGAUGUCUGCGGCUCUUCUCUCACUUUUCUCGGGACUCUUGUAAACAUGCAGCCCCCGCCAAGAAAGGUGAAAGUGAGUCAGGAGCUGAAGCAUGCUCACGCAGAGCAGCUGAGCAAACUUAACGUGAAACAUCAGACCGACUGUGACCUCCUGGAAGACCUGAGGACGUACAGCCAGAAGAAAGCAGUUAUAGAGAAAGACUACGCACAGGCACUGCAGAAGUUAGCUUCUCAGUAUCUAAAGAGGGAAUGGCCUGGGGUCCAGUCAGAAGAGCAGAAAGACUACAGGAACGUUUGCACAGUAUGGAGGGCGUAUCUGGAGGGUGUAGUGAAAGUCACGCAGUCUCGUAUCGGCGGCUGUGACAGCUACAGGAGCCAGAUUUCAGAGCCGAUCAAGACUUUCCGGGUGCAUAAAGAUCAGCAGCUAAAAAAGUGUAUCGAGCAGCUUACGCGGGUUCAGGCCGAGCUGCAGGAUACAGUGAAGGACCUGACCAAGUCCAGGAAGAAGUACCAGGAGACGGAGCAGAUGGCCCAGGCUGUAAGGGAGAAGGCAGAUAUGGAGGCAAAGUCCAAACUCAGUCUGUUUCAGUCCAGAUCCAGUUUAAAAAGAGCAAGCGUGAAGUUGAAAGCCAAGAGAAAUGAGUAUAACUCCAAAUCCACCCACGCCAGGAAUGACUAUCUGCUUACUCUGGCAGCAGCCAAUGCCCACCAGGGCCGUUACUACGAGACAGAUCUGAUCAGCUGCAUUAAGAUCCUGGACGGCAGCGUGUACGAUCACAUGAAAGGCUAUCUGGUUUCGCUGUGUCAGGCCGAGCUGGAGGCAUCCCAUGUCGUUCAGGACACCUUCAACUUCCUGCUGGAGAAGUCCACUGGGGUUAUACAGGACUUUCAUCAGGAGCUGUUUAUCCAGGAGAACCCUGCUUUUCAGAAAGCGUCCCCCUUCAACUUUCAACCCUGUGACAAUGAUUCUGUAAUGCAAGUAGAGAAGGAGAGUGGCACAGCAGAGGAGCACAGCCUGAAUAAAGAGGCACGGAAGUGGGCCACCCGUGUAGCUCGGGAACACAAGAACAUCAUCCAUUGUCAACGGACCAUAUCGGAGUGUGAAGGGAUGCCUCAGCAAGAGCAGAACUCCGGGGAACUAGAGCUGAAGACGGAGGAGGCAAAAGAGUGCAUCCGAAAAGCAGAGACAGCGAAGGUGAAGGCCGAGGCUCGUCUAGACCUGCUGAGAGAUGUGGGUGUGGCUGUGGACACCUGGAUAAAGAGCGCCAUGAACCAAGUGAUGGAGGAGUUGGAAAACGAAAGAUGGGCAACAAUGACUACUCAGGAUGCUUCUCUUUCUAGCACAGCAGAUUUUGACAGAGAGGAGGACGAGGAGAUGGAGGACACGGAAACACUAGACGAUAGCAGCUCCAGUCCUUCUAGCACCUUGAGGAACUACCCGCUCACCUGCAAAGUGCUUUACUCAUAUCAGGCAUCACAACCAGAUGAGCUAACUAUUGAGGAGCAGGAAGUGCUGGAAGUCAUAGAUGAUGGUGAUAUGGAAGACUGGGUUAAGGCCAGGAACAGAGCAGGGCAGGUGGGCUAUGUGCCUGAGAAGUACCUUCAGUUGCCCUCCUCUAACAGUCUACUGAGCAUGCUGCAGUCGCUGGCAGCCCUGGACACACGCUCGUACUCCUCCAACAACUCAACCGAGCAAGAGCCAGAGUCUGCCACUGAGCAUGUCCAGACCAGCCCCAACGGAGGAGACAACAGCGUGCGCUUUGCUAAGGCAUUGUAUGAUUAUGAGGCUCAGACCGAGGAUGAGCUCUCCUUUCCCGAGGGCGCCAUCAUCCGCAUUCUGAACAAAAAUAACCAGGAGGACGACGGUUUUUGGGAGGGCGAGUUUAACGGCAGCGUCGGGGUCUUUCCUGCCGUGCUGGUGGAAGAUCUGGCCGCACCAAAUGGCGAGGACAUGCACACGGGCGUUGAGACGCAGGAGUCUCCGUGUGAUCAGAGUUGUCCUCCUCGUCCCCUGUCUAUGACUCAGUACCAGCCCUCGUCCUGCAGCAGCCCUCUGUCCAGUCCUCUUGCUACGCCCACUCUGCCCUCUCCACUCUCCAGCCCAGCCAGCUCCUCUGCCUCUCCUCUCGCCAGCCCACGUUCCCAUAACGGCUACCACAGACCGGCUCCUGCACCUCCCAAAACACCCAGCAACAAUCAGGCCCACAACUCCACACCUCCACCCAGGUACCCUUCAGACAGCAGAGCAGGAACACUGAGGCCUGUACGUGCUGCACCUCCCCCUCCCCCUCCCAAGCAGCAGGCCCAGGGUCAAGUGCAGAAGAAAGAAGAAGUCGAGAUCACGCUUGUGUAAAGGCGCCGCCCUGGUGGUUGCUCCUGUAUUUCGCUCCACAUAUCCUGGAUUUCCACCGCAUUCUCUCAGCCCACUCUGGGUGGAGAAACUCCUCGGGUUUGGAUGGUAUCAAAACCCUUAUGGUAGCAGCGAGGAAACGGCGGAUGCAUCUGGAAUGCAUUUUGCAAACAGCUGUGUUCAAGCAAGCCAGAGAUCUCUUCAUGUGAUCUGCUUCCAUCUUCCCUCCUAUGUUUCGUCUUCUGUACUGAAGUCAUCGACUGUGUACUGAGCACCCCGGGGGAUCAGUGACAGCCAGCGGAUCAUCGGUCACUCAGUGGAAAAACCCUGUGGUUUUCUUUUCAAUUUUCAGAUUUACAGAUGGACUUAUUACAGCUGGCGUUUGACUCUUCACAUUACUUCCUGUGGAACAGAACGACAGUGUGACAGGAGCUGGCCUGCCCUGCCCAGAACACCACUGGAAGUAAAAUAGACUUCUAGACUUCUUCAAGGGAAAAGUGGCAAUUUCAUUUCAGUGCAUUUCAAAUUAUUAUGAAUUUGUAAGUAUGUUCGUGUGCGUAUGUUUUUGUUUUGUUCUCUCUCUUUGGAAAACACUCUAUUUGAAUGCAGACUUAAAAUAAGUAUUGGGUUCAUGACUAACACAUUUUUGACCACCUUGAAUUUAACGAGCUUUUUAUUUUCUGUGUGUCAAAAAGUAUUUUUAUCAUGAGAAAUGUCCUUUACGGGAUCAUAUCAGAACUGUCUUUUGACUUUUGAAGGCUGUGGAAGGUUUCAUGUAAAGAGCUAAAGAGUUGACUUCAUAGCUCUCAAAGCAAGUGUGUGACUUAUUGAGACAGACUUUCCCUGGCAAGGCUCAAAAAGCACUUUAGUGUUCAGAGAUAUAGAGCAUUUCAGUAUUAUCGCUUGCGGAGUCCGCUGUUGUCAUUAUAUUAUUUAGUUUACGCUGCUAGUCCUGAUAGUUUAGAUUCCACCGUUUUUGGUUUGAUGUAAUUUAUUUUCAUGAAAUUAUUAAUAUGUAACAGUUGUCUUCUCUAACCAGAUAGUUUACAGACAGCCUGAGGCAUAGAGGAAUUCUAAACCUAUACCUUUAACAGUCCUGUUUUGAGGUUCUACGUUUGUUUUAUUAAUUGCAGGUUUAGAAAAGAUUAUCAUUAUUUUGAAAUGUAGUUAGCUAGAGCAACAUUAAAGCUUGUAUUUCUGUUUCUCCUGACAUCUGUUGCAUGUAAAAAAAAACAUUUUUUUUUUCAUGAGUUUAUCGAGUUUAUUUUUUUCCCGUUUUCAGUAUCAGGUGUUUGAGCAAACGUUUAUUGACGUUGCUUAAAAGCGGCUGAGCACCCAAACGAACUCCGUUGCCUUAGCAACAGCAUCAAAAGACAAAAGUCAUGUAUGGAUUUAUCAUGUAAAAAUGAUAAAUAAUAAAAGUGUAAAAGAUGCUUUACAAAGUGA
Messenger RNA from Tachysurus vachellii, 3996 nucleotides. Its product is annotated as F-BAR and double SH3 domains protein 2. The coding region runs from base 247 to 2553 and encodes 768 amino acids. Gene Ontology annotation, molecular function: protein binding. The transcript has 20 exons. Gene Ontology annotation, cellular component: neuromuscular junction; recycling endosome. NCBI's taxonomy places the organism in Eukaryota, Metazoa, Chordata, Actinopteri, Siluriformes, Bagridae. Gene Ontology annotation, biological process: neuromuscular synaptic transmission; regulation of actin filament polymerization. The record is from RefSeq and is a predicted model, not a curated record.